Messenger RNA from Marmota flaviventris (yellow-bellied marmot), 757 nucleotides. The record is from RefSeq and is a predicted model, not a curated record. NCBI's taxonomy places the organism in Eukaryota, Metazoa, Chordata, Mammalia, Rodentia, Sciuridae.
GAAGAUCUUAAAGAUGCUUCUUAAGCAGAAAAAUGAGCAUCAUCACGGACAUAACCAUUUUGCCUCGGAGACACUUCCUUCCAAGAAGGACCAGGAGGAGGGUGUGACAGAGAAGCUGCAGAAUGGGGAUCUGGACCACAUGAUUCCUCAGCACUGCAACAGCGAGCCCCAUGGCAAGGCCCUGGAUAUGGACAGGAAGGUCAUCGUGGGCUCGCUCUCCGUGCAGGACCUCCAGGCUUCCCAAAGUGCCUGUUACUGGCUGAAGGGUGUCCGCUACUCUGACAUCGGCACCCUGGCCUGGACGAUCACCCUGAGUGACGGCCUCCACAACUUCAUCAACGGCCUGGCCAUAGAUGCCUCCUUCACUGUGUCUGCUUUCCAAGGCAGCAGCACGUCGGUGGUCAUCCUCUGUGAGGAGUUCCCACACGAGCUGGAAGACUUUGUCGUCCUGCUCAAUGCUGGGAUGAGUAUCCAGCAAGCUCUGUUCUUCAACUUCCUUUCUGCCUGCUGCUGCUAUGUGGGUCUGGCCUUUGGCAUCCUGGCCGGCAGCCACUUCUGGGCCAACUGGAUUUUUGCACUGGCUGGAGGAAUGUUCUUAUAUAUUGCUCUAGCUGACAUGUUUCCUGAGAUGAAUGGGGUCUGCCAGGAGGAUGAAAGGAAGGGCAGCAUCUUGAUCCCCUUUGUCAUUCAGAACCUGGGCCUCUUGACCGGCUUCACCAUCAUGCUGCUCCUCACUAUGUACUCAGGGCAGAUCCAG